This is a messenger RNA of Pan troglodytes (chimpanzee), 3597 nucleotides long. It is a transcript of the gene LRRC19, whose product is annotated as leucine rich repeat containing 19. The transcript is spliced from 5 exons. Gene Ontology annotation, biological process: interleukin-8 production; positive regulation of non-canonical NF-kappaB signal transduction. The record is from RefSeq and is a predicted model, not a curated record. Gene Ontology annotation, cellular component: plasma membrane. Gene Ontology annotation, molecular function: protein binding; signaling receptor activity. Bases 98 to 1210 code for a protein of 370 amino acids. Lineage: Eukaryota; Metazoa; Chordata; Mammalia; Primates; Hominidae.
AUGCAAUCAUACGAUGUACUUUUUUUAAUGCUGUUGAAACAGAGUAAUUUCCUUUAGCACACAAGUCUUAGAGACAAAAGAAAAAAAGGUCUGCAACAUGAAAGUCACAGGCAUCACAAUCCUCUUUUGGCCCCUCUCCAUGAUAUUAUUAUCAGACAAAAUCCAGUCUUCUAAAAGAGAAGUCCAAUGUAAUUUUACUGAAAAAAAUUAUACCUUGAUUCCAGCAGAUAUCAAGAAAGAUGUCACUAUACUUGAUCUCAGUUAUAACCAAAUUACUCUUAAUGGUACAGACACAAGAGUUCUACAGACAUACUUUUUACUCACAGAGCUCUAUUUGAUUGAGAACAAGGUUACUAUCUUACAUAAUAACGGUUUUGGUAACCUCUCCAGUCUAGAAAUUUUAAAUAUCUGUAGAAACUCCAUCUAUGUAAUUCAACAGGGUGCAUUUUUAGGCUUAAAUAAACUAAAACAGUUAUAUCUCUGCCAAAACAAAAUAGAACAACUGAAUGCUGAUGUAUUUGUGCCUCUAAGAAGCCUAAAACUUCUGAAUCUGCAAGGCAAUUUGAUUAGCUAUUUGGAUGUACCACCACUAUUUCAUCUGGAAUUAAUAACUUUAUAUGGAAACCUAUGGAACUGCUCUUGCAGUCUAUUUAAUUUGCAGAACUGGUUGAACACAUCAAAUGUGACAUUAGAAAAUGAGAACAUCACCAUGUGUAGCUACCCCAACAGCCUGCAGAGCUACAAUAUCAAAACAGUACCUCAUAAGGCUGAAUGCCACUCAAAAUUUCCUUCAUCAGUAACUGAAGAUCUUUAUAUUCAUUUUCAGCCCAUCAGCAAUUCAACAUUUAACAGCUCUUCGAACAACUUAACAAGAAAUUCAGAACAUGAACCUCUUGGAAAAAGUUGGGCUUUUCUUGUUGGUGUUGUUGUCACUGUACUGACGACUUCACUUCUCAUUUUUAUUGCUAUUAAAUGCCCAAUAUGGUACAAUAUUCUGCUUAGUUAUAAUCAUCAUCGCCUGGAAGAGCAUGAAGCAGAAACCCAUGAAGAUGGUUUUACUGGAAAUCCAAGCUCUCUUUCACAGAUACCAGAAACAAACUCUGAAGAAACUACAGUAAUAUUUGAACAAUUACAUUCAUUUGUGGUAGAUGAUGAUGGAUUUAUUGAAGACAAAUAUAUAGAUAUCCAUGAAUUACGUGAAGAAAAUUAAUUUCUUUCAAAGUUUGCUUUUUAAAGCAAAGUUAUCAGCUCACUCACAGUUUAGAAAUGGAGAUUUUGCUAUGUGACAUACCAAAAUACAGCUGGCAGGCAUUUAUAUUAAUGACAACAUACAUGAAUAUCAUAAAAUUAUGUUCUUUGCAUUAUAUUGAGCAAGCAGGUCCAAAUACAGUAACUGACACUCCUUGGUAGUUGACAGUUACAUAGUCUACAAUACUAGCACUACUAUUCUUAGCAGUGCUUGGGUGACCAUACGAACUAGUAAAAAGGUCUAAAUUAUUCAUGAACUAAAAUGAAUGGAUUCUCAUAUUAACACAGAUAUUUGACAUAAUAUGUAUUAAGUUAUACUAAUGUUUCAAUCAGUAAAGAAAUAAAAGUUUAGGAUUUAUUAAUAUAUGGAAGUCAAAGUGAGGAACAGAGAUAGCUUAAAUAAUACACUAAGAUUGAUUUUACGCUCCCAGAAUAAAAUCAUAGAGUUGGAAAAUAUUUUUUUGAAAUGCUUCCUGAAAUAGCACAAUAAAUUUCCUUAAAAUUUCAUAGCAAUUUAAAGCACAAGCACAAUGUUCAGGCAUAAUCCCUAAUAAGUCACUAUUGAUUCUGGUUAUAAAGAAAGGCUGUCACCAUAAUGCAGGAUCACUACAGUUUAAUGUCAUACUGGCUUCCAAAGUGGGCAUCACAAUUAUCUAUAAAUCUUGUUUUAAAAAUACAUAUUUCUACCUCUCUCUGGGAGAUUUUUAUUCAAAUUGGUCUGUGCUGACACUAAGGAAUCUUCAUGUGGUCCAUGGACAGCUAUUUCUAUCUAUUCAGUAGAUAGAGCAAUGUUUCCCAAAUUGUUUUUCUAGAAUACUAAUUUCCAGAGAGACAUUCACAAGUAUUUACAAAAGAAGAAAGAGGUACAUGGUCAAAUUACUACAGGAAAAACUAGUAGUUUAAACAAGGUGAAACAAGAUUCUUUUUCUUUCUUUUUUUUUUUUUUUUGAGACAAAGUCUCGCCCUGUCUCCCAGGCUGGACUGCAGCAGCGCAGUCUCAGAUCACUGCAACCUCCGCCUCCUGGGUUCAAGCAAUUCUUCUGACUCAGCCUCCCGAGUAGCUGGGAGUACAGGUGCACACCACCAUGCCUGGCUAAUUUCUGUAUUUUUAGUAGAGACAGGGUUUCACCAUGUUGGCCAGGCUGGUCUUGAACGCCUGACCUCAUGAUCCACCCGCCUCGGCCUCCCAAAGUGCUGGGAUUACAGGCAUGGAGCACCGUGCCUGGCCAAGAUUCUUUACAAUAGGAUUUAUGUAAAACUUUACUAUGCUAAACUGCUCUCUGAUUAUUCAAGAGCAAAGUAUUAAAAAUUUCUCAAACUUACUUGACAACAAAACCCAUUCUUUGAGUUACAUCUACUAAGAGCUCGUAGUUCAAUAACAUUCCAAAGAACGUAGUUUGGAAAACACUGGCCUAUAGGCUGUAAUAGGAAGGGUCUAAAGAAAAUUAUUUGCUGAGUCCUCAUAAUCAAUUGGCUAUAAUCACAAUUUAAUAAUUUAUCAAUGCAAACAGUACAUUAAAAACUGUAGCACAAUCUAUAAUUUUUACCUUCAUAUGCAGAGAAAUUAAGAAUUUACAUCUUUUACAAAUAAGUAUAUCUCUGAAACACUGAAAUAUAUUGAUGGGUGAAAUAAUAUUUCUGGUAUUUUCUUCAUUACAACACGUGGAAUGGAACAGUGGCUAGAGGUAUGGAUGGAGCAAGGUCAAAUAUGAGCUGAUGGAGCUGGGAGCUAAAUAAGGGUAUAAUAUGCUACUUCUGUGUAUGUUGUGUAUGGUAUAGUAUGCUAUUUCUGUGUAUGUUCAAAUUGUUUAUGUAUAUAAUAAAGUUUUAAAAAUUUGUAUGUACUUGACAAUUCCUUAGAAAAAAGAGGCUAAAAUAAAAUAGAUCUAUGUCAUAAUCUAUAGAAUAGUCAUUUUAAAAGUUACAUAAUUAGUAAAUUCAAUACAAAUGUCUACUGAGAGAAAAUAAAAACUAGGAUGAUAUACCUGUAAAAUAGAAGAACUUACUAAUUUAUAAUACAUAUUUGCUUGUGUUUACAGACACAUGUUUUCAACAAAGGAUAUAAGUAUAUUAUGGCUAAUGUUUCUUUAUAGAUCAAUUAUACUUUGUUUUAAACCUUAAUUAUAAGAAUGAGAUGAUUAUAGGAACAUAAAAUAUCUUUUUCUAAACAAUGUAUCAUUCUGCUAAAUUAUUUCCUAAUUAUAAGAUGCAAAUAUUAAUAUUUGAGAAAUGUAGCAAAAUGAAAUAUAAUUGCAAAUGAGCAAAGACUACACUUAAGCUUUUAUAUUCAAGGGCCUCUAUUGAAUAUGGGGUAUUCAAUAAAUAUCUGACUACACAAAGAAAAAUAAA